AUGGCGCAGGUACUGCAGCCUGGUAUUGAUGGUGUCAGUGCUGCUAGCUCCGCCAAGUGUCCGGAUCCAGUGCUGUCGUAUGGGCGGACUGGGGCUGAGCAACGGGAGAUCGCCUCUGCGAUGGGCUGGAACCAUACGGACUGGACUGUACACACUGUAUCACACGGCCCAUACUUAGUAGGCACUGUCGCCGAGCCACACUCGGCUUGUUUCGCUGCUCUGAUGACUACGUAA
Messenger RNA from Penicillium macrosclerotiorum, 234 nucleotides. RefSeq lists its product as uncharacterized. The record is from RefSeq and is a predicted model, not a curated record. The transcript is spliced from 2 exons. Lineage: Eukaryota; Fungi; Ascomycota; Eurotiomycetes; Eurotiales; Aspergillaceae. The coding region runs from base 1 to 234 and encodes 77 amino acids.